AUGGACCUUAAUUCUCUGAGCAAGGAAGAGCUUAUAAAGCUAUUGGAUGCUCAGACAAAGCGUGCCGAUGAGGAGAGAAAACGCGCUGAAGAAGACAGGAAGCUUGCUGAUGAGGAGAGAAAACGCGUUGAUAAAGCAGAAGAGCUAAACCGACCUACAUCAUUUGAAGAGUUUUUGAUUGCCUGCCAUAUAUAUAUUUCGGUGCCGAUUACGGUGCAAACGAAUAUUGCCCUUACUACAAAAGGAUCCAUAACCGCCCCGACCGGCCGUUAUUGCCCAACUUUUCUCGAAUCUUGGGAUUUUCAUUCUGCCCAACAACCGCUUUUUGACGAGGCCUAUAAAUUCCUCCACCCUUCCAAUGCCCCAGAGCUGCGUGUUUUCCCGCCUAGACAAGUUUUAGAAUACCAGGGACGUAUUGCAUGCCGUCACCCGCUAGGAAGCGAGGGUGACUUACAACGUCAUCAAUUCCUGGAGGUAGAAAACCCCAUAUACGAUACCAUCCAGGCAUUAGCCGCAAUACCAGCGGCAAGAGAAAGAUUUUCUCUUGCUGAUGGUAUUGUAUUUGAAAACCACUUGAAUUCCACCACAGAGGUACCAUUGGAUGGUGAGGUGCCUGUUAUCCCUCGAACCGUUAAGCCGGAUCAGAAUUGCAUAUUUCAUCAAGUCAACGGCGAACGAAACCUUAUAUAUGUGACAGAAUACAAGGCUGCACAUAAACUUACCGAUGACUUUAUCCGUAGCGGUCUUUACCGGAUGAAUAUGUACGAGGAAGUUGUUCAGCGUGCUAUACUACCUGAUAAGGAUGAUAAAGAUGGAAAUGCGCAGUACAACGCUGAAAGGCUUACUUGCGCAGCUUUGACCCAAACAUUCGAUUAUAUGAUUAGACAGGGACUCGAGUAUAGCUGUCUCACCAACGGACGAAUCAAGGUGAUGUUAAGGGUGCCAAUUGAUAAUCCGGAAACUCUGCAGUACAGCAUCCUUGAGCCUAGCAAAGACGCUGAGCCAGAAGAUGACCAGAAUGGUUUCCGCUUUCCCUAUACUGCUGUUGGUUGUUAUCUAGGCUUAACGCUUUUGGCACUUGAAUCACCGGAGAGAAAUCAGGCCUGGCGGAAUUCCGCACAAUCAAAACUGAACAAAUGGGAAGUGAAUUUUGAGAAAAUAUUACAGGAUAUCCCUAUGACUGAACGCAAGAUUCGUCCUAGCCCUGCGUACAGAGCGCCAAGAGGUCCGGGGUCACCGCCAAGCGAUGACGAAGCGGAGGGUAGAGAGCCACCGUCUUCUCCGCUACAGGCUAUCGAGCGCAGAAAGCGACAGCGGACAUCAACAAUGGAUUCUCAGCCGUCAGGCUCAGGACAACCGACCGGCUCACAGAAUCGUCCCUUCUGUACACAGAGAUGUCUCGGUGGGCUUGUUUCUCGGUUGCCUUUCGAUCCCAGAUGUCCAAAUAUCGAGCUACAUAAGCGUAAUUCCAAGGGGAGCCUCCACCCGCUAUCACUACCUAAGGCACUCGCUCUCAUGGAAAAUCAAAUAAACGACGACCCAGAUAGCUGCCGCUACCUUAAGAAGGGAGGAAUACAUGGCUCAAUCUUCGCCCUCACUCUGAAAGGAUACGGCUACACAUGUAUCGGCAAAGGAACAAGCUACAGGAGCAAACAUGAAGCUCGCAUAUACGGCCUUCUAGCACCCCUUCAGGGGACCACCAUCCCAGUUUUCCUCGGAGACGUCCACUUCACUAAAUCCAAAUAUUUUCUCCUCGAUCGUACCAUCGUCCAACUAUCAUUGAUGGCCUGGGGCGGCAAAUGUCUAUCCGAAGCACCGCCUCCGAUCGAAAAGCAGGACUUAGCCGGCCGCGUAAAGCAGGCACAGAGAGAAUUACUUUCCUACAAAGUUGCACAUCUCGAUUUUGAAGACCGGAAUAUACUCUGGAACGAAGAAAUUCAGGGAGUGAUGGUUAUUGAUUUUGGGCGGGUUAAAGUUAUUGAGUCUCUGAAGCGAAAGGCCGAUGCGGUGCUGGCUGAUAUAUCGCCCAAUUCGAAGAGGUUCAAGGUGCCAGCGUGA
Messenger RNA from Microsporum canis CBS 113480, 2058 nucleotides. RefSeq lists its product as hypothetical. NCBI's taxonomy places the organism in Eukaryota, Fungi, Ascomycota, Eurotiomycetes, Onygenales, Arthrodermataceae. The coding region runs from base 1 to 2058 and encodes 685 amino acids. The transcript is spliced from 2 exons. The record is from RefSeq and is a predicted model, not a curated record.